Molecule: messenger RNA, 1358 nt
Organism: Mercurialis annua (annual mercury)
Lineage: Eukaryota; Viridiplantae; Streptophyta; Magnoliopsida; Malpighiales; Euphorbiaceae
Product: 2-oxoglutarate-Fe(II) type oxidoreductase hxnY-like
Exons: 11
Coding region: 58-1065 (335 amino acids)
Source: RefSeq, a predicted model, not a curated record
GCAAAACACAACAAUUUCAAAAUAAUUUUUAUUCUUCUGAGCUCUCAAAACUCAGCCAUGGAGAAAACAGUUCCCGCGCUAAAUGAAAAAAUCUCAGCCCUAAAUUGCAUCGAUCUCUCUACCUCCGAUGUUAAUCAGUCAAUUAAUUUGCUCAAACAGGCGUGUUUGGAUUGUGGAUUCUUUUACGUGAUAAAUCACGGAAUAAGCGAAGAAUUUAUGGAAGAAGUGUUUAGAGAGAGUAAGAGAUUUUUUGAGCUGCCAAUAACUGAAAAAAUGAAGGUUUUGAGGAAUGAGAAGCAUAGAGGUUACACUCCUGUUCUUGAUGAGCUUUUGGAUCCUGAUAAUCAAGUCCACGUAGGAGAUUAUAAAGAGGGAUACUACAUUGGAGUUGAAGUGCCUGAAGAUGAUCCUGAAGCUGAUAAACCUUUUUACGGACCGAAUGUUUGGCCUGAUGCCGCUCUUUUGCCUGGUUGGAGGCAAACAAUUGAGAGGUUUCAUCAAGAAGCAUUAGAGGUUGCAAGAAAAGUUGCAAGGAUCAUAGCACUUGCGCUUGAUCUAGAUGCUGAUUUUUUUGACAAACCGGAAAUGCUUGGCCAGCCAAUUGCAGUCAUGCGUUUGCUGCGCUAUGGAGCUUAUGUUUCUGAUCCAUCAAAAGGAAUAUUUGGAGCUGGAGCUCAUUCUGACUAUGGUUUGAUUACCCUUUUAGCCACAGAUGAUGUUUCUGGCCUCCAAAUAUGCAAGGAUAAGGAUGCUCAACCUCAAGUAUGGGAAAAUGUAGCACCAUUAAAAGGCGCAUUUAUAGUUAAUCUUGGGGAUAUGUUGGAGCGCUGGAGCAACUGUAUUUUCAGGUCCACUCUGCAUAGAGUUGUAGGGAACGGUCAAGAGAGAUAUUCGAUAGCAUAUUUUGUGGAACCUAGUCACGAUUGUCUAGUUGAGUGCUUGCCUACAUGCAAGUCAGAGAACAAUCCUCCCAAAUAUCCACCAAUCACUUGUGGGACUUACCUAAGCCAAAGGUAUAAGGAUACUCAUAGUGAUUUGAAUAAAUACAGUAAACCUCAAAUUUGAUGCCGCGCAAGUUUAUGAUUCUAAUUAUAAGUGUGAAUCUAUGGUUGUGUUCUGAUCAGCAGUUCCCUUGAAAUAAAUGAGGAGCUGAUAAAUUAUAGGAUUCACGUCCCCUUGAAUGUGCUGUAUUUGUAGCUGAACGUGAAUUUGUAUGUAUGUAAGUGUAAUUUAGCAAUAAAUUUUGAUUGUUUGUAGGCUUCGAAUGAGCAAUUGCUCUCUGAUCUAUCAAGUGUAUAUGCAUAAAUAUGAAUUCCGAUAGAGCUGUACAACUCUUUUGAGGCCAUUGUUUCUUUAAA